Molecule: messenger RNA, 6596 nt
Organism: Paramecium pentaurelia
Lineage: Eukaryota; Ciliophora; Oligohymenophorea; Peniculida; Parameciidae
Source: the annotation of a GenBank genome assembly
AUGGAUUGGGCAAUUAUAAGAACUAAAAUUGCAACUGAUUAUAAAAGAUAAUGCUCUGAAUUUUCAAAACCUGUAAAUUAAGCAAUAGUUCGAACUUAUUAAACUAAAGCAAAUGAUAUUAAUAUAAUUUUUAGAGGAAAUUACAAGCUCAAUUUUAAUUAGAGAAUGUUAGAUUAAGAUUUAAUUUUAUUACUUUCUUGUCUUCAAAAUUAUAAAGAACAUAUCAAACACAUUGAUCUAUCAUUUAAUGAAAUCACUAAUGUAGGAGUUCAAGAAUUAUCAAAAUUUUUAUCAGGUACUCAAUCUUAAUUAAAUAAAUAAGGAUGUAAUUCAUUGGAAAGCCUAAAUUUACAGAGUAAUAAAAUUAGUGUAGAAGGAGGGGAAUUGAUUGCAGAAGGUAUUAAAGAUAUACAUACUUUGACUCAUUUGAAUCUGAACUUUAAUAAUUUAUAAACUAAAGGGGCAAUGUCUAUUGUUGAAAUGUUAUUUAAUAAUAAAACAAUAUUAGAAUUAAAUUUAGCUAAUAAUGGUAUUGAUCAUGAUGGUGUGAUUGUAAAUAAUCUAUAUAGAUUUUUUAGGCAAUUACAUCAAUUUUGAAUUGGAAGAAUAAUUCAUUAUAAAUUUUAAAUUUAGAUAAUCCAGUUUAUCAUUCUAUUGGAUAAGAGACAGCAAUACAUUUUGGCAAAAUGUUUCAUUCUAAUAGAGGAUUGGAGAAGAUAUCUUUACAAAAACAUAAUUUUACAUGUGAUGCCAUAUACAUAAUUACAGAACAUUUAUUAGAAAACAAUAAAUUAAGAGUCUUAGAUUUAACAGCAAAUAGAAUUUCAUUUAAGGGAUGUGAAGCUAUUGCUAAAUAUUUAUGUGGAGAAUAUUGUGUUUUAGAGAGUCUUAUAUUAACAUCAAAUAGAACAGGACAUUAUGGAGCGAAAGCAAUUGCAUAGGCUUUAAGCAAGAAUGUAAAUAUAUCAAAUUAGAUUUUAGAGAACCUUAAUACAUUUAGAUAUGGUUAGAAAUGAUAUUGAUGAUAAUGGUCUAAAGAUGAUUGCAGAAUCAUUAGAAACUAAUGAUAUGCUUGUAUCACUUAAGCUUUAUUAAAAUCAUUUUGGUUAGAUGGCUUUAUAAGCAUUUCAUAAAUACAGAAUGAAAAAUAACAAAAAAUAAGGUAGUUCAUUAUUUAUUAUAUAAUAUUCUUGCAGCUGAAAGAUUCUGGGAUUUCCAUACUUACAUUGUAGACAAUCAUAUUGAAAUGGCAUAUGUAGAAUAAAACAUUCCAUACGAUAUUUAAGUAUCAAGUCAAUAUUUUAUUAAUUGAAUUAUUUUUAUACAAGAAUUCAUAUUAAUAAUAUUAAUAUCAAAUGUAAUAAGAAAUUGAAUUGACACUUGAUCAAAUUUUAAAUCAGAUUGAUAAACAUGAUGAUGAACUAGAUUUCUCUGAAGAGGGAGGACUUGUUCGUAUAGUGGCAUUCGAUUAAUUAAAACUUGAAUUAAGAAAGAAGAUUUUAAUAAUCAAUUUAUCAAAUAAUAGGUUGAAAAUGAUUGAGGAAGUCAAUUAAUUUUUUAAUCUAAAAACUUUAGAAGCUAGUCACAAUAUUAUAGAAGAUGCAAAAUUAAAAACUAAGAAUUUGCAAUAUCUAAAUUUAUAAUAUAAUAGAUUAAAACGAUUUCCUGAUUGUGGUCCUUUAGCAUAACUUAAAUAUAUUGAUAUUUCUCAUAAUUCAAUUACUACAAUCUAAAAUAAUGAUAUAAAGUAAUUCUCAAAAAAUUUAGAAGUCUUAUUGAUUAAUGAUAACUUAAUUAAGUUUGCUCAUGGUUAUGAUAUUAAAAAUAUACUUGAAGAAUUAAAAUAAUUAAAAAUCUAAACUUUAAAUAUUUUGAAAAAUCCAUUUUUAAAAAAAUAACCACUUAUUGAAACUGCAUUUGCUGUUACAUUAUCUGGAAUGUUAAAAAUGUUGAAUAACAAAUCUACAGAUUUAUUUAUACCUGAUGCUAAUUUUAAUAUUGAAGAUAUAUUAGGUGAUGUAGAAUUUAUAGAUAGUGAACCUGAAGAAGAAGAUUAAGAAUAUGCUAAAUAAUUAUGUGAUAAGAUAACCAAAUGUAUAAAUGAUCCUUAAGCAAUUGUACCUUGUCUAAGGAAAAUAGAUGAUUUAGUAAAUAGGAUAAUUGUUUAACCAAAUAAAGCUGAUUUGUGUUUUCUUGAUAAGGAUCUAAAAAAAUAAUAAUAAAUUGCAGAAUAUAUAGAUAGUUUCUUGUAAAAUUGUUUUCUUUUUGCUUAAAAUUAAUAAAGUUAUGUAGAAUAAAUUCUUAAGGCUUUAGCAUAAUUAGCAAUUGUUAAAUGCUUAGAAAUUGGAAGAAGAUGUUUUUAAAUGGUUGUAGAAAUAGUAAGAAGUGGGACUGGUAUGGCAGUAAUAGCUAGAAAUAUUAUAUAGAAAUAUAGUAUUCCUUUAUUAUAGUAAUAAAAGGAAUUAGAAUAUGUUCCUACAUUUGUUAUGGAAGGUAUUUUAAGAACAGUAGAAGAGAGAGAUGAUGAGGAAAUGGUUCCACUAAAAUUAGCUUAAUUGAAUUUUGUAGAUUGGUUGGAUUAGAUUAUGGCUAAUUAUAUGAAAGAUAUGGAUAAUUUAAGAGAGGAAUAAUAAUAGAGAGAUGUGUUAUUUUUAAAUUUUAUGGCAUAAUUAGCAGAAUUCACAAAAUUUGCAAAUGAAUAUCAUUAUCGAGGGAUUAUAUCAAAGAGUUUAGUUUUAUUCAAAUUAUUAGUGGAUUCUGAUUUAGAUGAAUAAUAUAUAGGUAUAUUGUAUUUAAUUAAUAAUUCAAUGAAAAGAAGUCAGAUAUGCACUAAAGAAGUAUUAGAUUCAAGAUAAACAGCAUGUAAUUUUAUAAAGGAUGUGGAAGAUGAAUUAAGGAAAUAUCUAUUCAUGUUUAAAAAGUUUAGAAAUUCUCUUUUAAAUCCUGAAACAAAAGAAAAUAAAGAUACUAUUUUAUUAAGAUAUGAGAAAGUUGGGAUUCUAAUAUAAGUAUUUGGAACAAUAUGGAAAUCAGAUGUGAUUGUAUAAUAAUAAAUAAAAGAAAGCUUUUUAGUGAAUGAAUUAUUAUAGAUGGCAACAAUUCCAGCAAUACAUCCUUAUUUAAUAAAUGCAGUUGCUAUUUAUAUUAGAAAACUAUUAAAAAAUAAAGUUAUUAAAAUAUAACAACCUGGAGUUGAUAAUAAUGAAAUUGUAAAAUAUAUAUGUUUAAAAACACAUAAUUGUGAAUUAUUAUUACAUUAUUUAGGAGGAGAUUAUUUUGUAUUAAUGAUGAAAUAAUUAGAUCCAACAAUUUAAAAAUUAACUAAAAAUUUAAGUUCAUUAUUAAAUACAAAAAUACAUGAAGUAUUUAGAAAUAUUAUUAAAUUACUUAAAUUUUUUUCUAAGAAUGCUAUUGGAUAUGAUAGUCCUAUUUCUGAUAUUUGUAUGGAAGUAAGUAAGAAUUUAGAUAAUAAUGGAAGAGAUGAAGCUUUAUUUAUUGUAUUAGCUACACCUAGUGAUAUGGUUAGAUUAGCUGUUGUCUAAUGCUUAUUAACAAUUAAGGUUUCUUAAUUAGAUUCUAAAGAAAUUGGUAAAUUAGUUACACUCUUAGGUUCCUAUAGGAAUUUGGGAGCAGGUAAAACAGAAAGUGUAGUUGCUAAUAUUAUGAUGAUAUUGACAAAGAUUGUUGUUGGAGAGAAAUCAUCAUCUAGAGAAGAUUUUGUAACUGUAUUCAGUUAAAAUGCAACAUUAUAUGCACUUGAUAUUUUAGAGAGAAAUUAAGAACGUGAUCUAUUAGAAUUAGGAGAUGAUAAUGCAGAAUAUUAAGAGAAAGUAGAAUUAUCUUUUGGAACAAACAAUUUUUUGAAAUCAUUACAUUGUGAACCAUUAUUACAAGAGAAUCUUAAAGGACUUUAUUAGGCUUAAUGUAUGAAGAAUGCACUUUUAAAUGAAGAUAGUUUACUUACACCUGAAACAUUAGAUAUUGAUGUUGAGAGAUCUUUUAUUGGUAAGUAAAGUUCUUAUUUAAUAUCUGUAUUAUUCAAUAGAGAUGCAUUAUUGCCAUACAAAAAAGUAUCAGAUAGAAUAUUAAUAAGAAUAGCAGAGAAUUUAGAAAUGAGACCUGAAGAUGAAGUUGAAGAUUUAAGUAAAGUCAAAAAUCCAGGUUUAUAUGAUUUCAAAGAAAUUUAAAAAAAUUGGAAGAAAAUAGCUUUAGAGAGAAGAGCUAAAUAAACAGAAAUAUGGGAUGCUAUGAAAACUAGUGCAGAUCCAUUUCUAGUAAUUGAAAAUUAAGAAGAUUCUAUUUAUCAUUAAAGUUAACAUUAAUUAUUCUAUGAUUAAGAAGGAUCUAUUAAUUUAUUAGGUUUCUUAGUUGGUAGAAAUCAAUCAGCUAAAUCUUUGUCUUUAAAAGAAUAUUUUCUUGAAACUUUUGGAAAUUAAUUAAAUUUUGAAAGGAUGAUAAAUUCAAUUAAUUUCUGCAUUCGUGAAUAAGUUCAUGAACACUUUGAUAAUUUAAAUAAAUAAUAAGAAAUUAAAAAAUUAUCUACUUCAAGAAUGAAUGAAAAAUUAACAACUAUAUUUUAAGGAUUACCUAUGCCUACAGAUCCAUUAAGAGGAUUUAUUAAAUAGAAACCAUAUUUUAAUCCAAAUAAGAUAAUUCAUUUUCCUAUGUUUGCUAAGAAAGCAUUAAGUAUUACUCAAGAACAUAUUACUUAUACAGGUAUUAAAUUUGAAGAAAGAACUAUUACUGUAUGUGCAUAUUUGAGAAUUGUAUAUGCUUUAUUAGGUUAUUGUCCAUAGGAUACAAAUAAACCUAAUAUUAAAAGAUAAUAAAUGGCUGAAUAAUUAGGAUAGAGGGCUGAUUAUAUCAGAGAAUUAACUUUAAUUUGUUAAUGGGCAGAUUGGCAUAAUGGUAAUAUAGGAGCAAAAUAUCUUAAAAUAAUGAAUGUAAUUUUAGAAUAUUCAUUUUGUGCUAAAGAAAAACAAUUUAUAACAUCUUUUUUUGUUAUUGCCAAAGCAGUUAGAGAUAUGUUAGAUAUUAUCUCUGUUAAAUUAUAAAAUGAAGAUAAAUUUCCAUUAACUUAUGAUGAUUUAGUAUUGAUUAAAGAGACAUGUGAAUGCAUGAGUAAAAUUGCUUCUAAUUUAACUAAAAUAUCUAAUGAAGAUAAAAUUAUGGAAACAUAUGAAAAAGAUUAUCCUGAUCAUUUCUAAAGAGAAAGACAUGAAGAAAGAAAUUAAACAGCUACUUUAAUUAAUAGAUAAAUUGAUGAAUAUAUCCUACUUAAUUUACUUCCAUUAUAAGGUUUUACUAUAUUCUUAGAAAUUAUUGUAUGGGAUAUGUAAUCAGAAAAAAGUCUAUUGGCUGCAGUAGGUUUAGAUGAAAAAUUCUUUAAAAUUAAAACAUAAACUAGAGCAUCUUUGAUUAAAUUAGUUGGUCUUUAUAUUGUAAAAUGUAAAAGUUUAAAAUUCUAAAUUUUAUCUGUUUUAACUAAAAUGGAAGUAUUUACUAAAAAAUUUAUAAGACAAUCUUUUAUUUAAGAAAUUUUGGAAGAUCUAUUUUAAUUUGAUUAUUAAUUUAAAUUAUAAGAUAGUUUAUUAAAUAGAUCAAUCUUAAUUAAAAAUAAGGAUGAUGAAGAAUAAUAAGGAAAUUAAAGACCUGAUUAUUAUGUUGAUCAUUUUAUUAAAUGUUAUUAUCAAACACAAAGAGGUCUAAAUAUUCCUGCUUUAGUUAUAGUAACUUCUAAAUAUUUUAUACUUUGUGAGGGUGAUGAAGAAAUUAUAAAGAAAAAGAAUACUAAUCUAUAAGUAGAAAAUCCUAAUCUAAUAAUGGAAUUUUCAUCACUUAAAUUGAUAUUUAAAAUAAAUAAAUCAUAGGUAUUACAGAUAGAAUAUUUAUAUUAUAGAUAGAAGGAAUUUACAGAAUGGAAGGUGAAUAAAGAAUUUGUAUUCUAUAUUCUGUUACAGAUUAACCACCUCCAUUUAAAGAUGAAGAUGCUUUAGAAGUUGCAAUAUUAUUCUUUCCUAAAAUAAUUUCAACAAUGAAAUUUUAAAUAGCUUUGAGUAAUAUAAAAUUUUCUGAUGAUACAAUCAGUCAAGGUGCAUUAUUAUAUAUUAGUAAUGGAAUUUAACCAAAAUGCAUAAUGUGGGCAGUUAUAAAACCUGAAAUACCUAUAUUUAACAAAUUUAAAGAAUUUCAUAAGAAAAGAAUGUUAAUACAUAAUGAUGGAACACAAUUAAGAUUAUUUACAGAAACACUUGAAGAUUGGUAAUCAUUAACUAUAGAAAAUUAAUAGGUUUUUUCUUAAGCCAGAUUUAAUGCUUGAACAAACAGUACAUAAAAAAUAUUCAAAAUAUCCUUCAGAUACAUAAAAGAAAUAAGCAAGUGAAUAAACUUAUUUUAAAUUGAAAGGAUCAUAUGAUUUAAAUAAAUUAAGAAUACUUGAAAUUGAUUAAACUUUACAUAAUCAAUUAAAUUUAGAAUUUGAAUCUUCAAAUCCUUUACGUCUACUUUUUGGAUGUGACAGAGCUAGAGAAAUAUUUAAGUUUUCUCUUCUUAAAUCAAUCGAUGUGAAGAGAUUUCAAAUUAAAAUAGUAAAAUGA